Molecule: messenger RNA, 1416 nt
Organism: Mesorhabditis spiculigera
Lineage: Eukaryota; Metazoa; Nematoda; Chromadorea; Rhabditida; Rhabditidae
Source: the annotation of a GenBank genome assembly
AUGGCUCCCUCAAAAAGGAAGGUGGCCGAUGUCAAUGACGAAACACCAUUGGUGGAAAAGCGGGACAACGGACGUUUCGAAAUUGACGAAAAGCGUCCUGCACACCGGCGCCUCCGAGAUCGAGCUAGGAACACGCUUCUUCGCCGGGCAAUCGACUUUGUCCCGGCCAUACUAUGUCUUGGAAGAAAUCCAAACGGAUAUGAGGUUGAUGAUGAAGCUCUCGCUGAAGAGCCGAUCGACGAAAAGGCGGAAACUGUUCGCAUAUUCCAAAUUAAUGACGAUCAUAGCUAUGCAUUCAAAAAACGUACGCUGAAGACGGUGCUCCUUGACGAAAGAUAUGCGGAUAAAAAGAUUUCGGUGAUAAGCAUCGCGGGCGCAUUUCGUAUGGGAAAAUCUUUUCUGCUGAAUUUCUUGGUCCGCUAUCUUAAGGCUAUGGAACUGAACGGCGGCGCUAAAAAUGAUGGUUGGCUAGAGGCUGACACGAAAUUAGACGUCUUUUCUUGGCGUGGUGGUGAAGAACGUCAUACAGACGGCAUUAUGAUUUGUCGUUGGCCGUUUAUUGUCAAAAACUCGAAGGGUGAAGAGGUCGUCGUUCUACUGAUGGAUACCCAAGGCACUUUCGAUACGCACUCAACCAUGCGUGAUUGUACCUUUAUUUUCGCAUUAUCUGCUCUGAUCAGCAGUGUCUUGAUCUUCAACCUGCGCGAGCCCAUUGGAGAAAAUGAUCUCGGAAAUCUCCAAUAUUUUACAGCAUUUGGGCUAAUGGCCAUGAAAGUGCAAGAGGGAGCUGACAAAUCAAAAAUCGAAAAAGAUUUUCUACCCUCCUUGACUGAGUUCUUGGAAAAUGUCCUGGACCCUGAGAAACUGGUGGUGAAGGAGAUCAAAGGAAGAGAAAUGACGUGUCGGGAGUUUGGCAAAUGCGUAGAAACCUCGGUGAAGGCCCUUCAAAACCCUAAUUUGCCAAAGGCUACACCACAUCUGGAGGCCUCUGUCGCGGGCCAGAACCUAGAAGCAGCUCGCGCCGCCUUGGCUUUGUAUAGCGUCGAGAUGAGCAAGAAGCGUGCCACGGCAAAAUCUUCGGAAGAGCUUGAGCUAGGUCAUAAGCAGUUCAGGAGAGCGGCAAUCAAUCAGUUCGAGGAUUAUCCGAAGAUGGGCAGUGCUGACGACAGCGCCCCAUAUCUCACGAGCCUGGAAGAGAACAUUGACGAAAAAUACAUGCUGCAGCGCGAGAUGUACGAACUUGAACAUCGCGGAUUGCAGUGGAGUGAUGUCCUUCAACCACUUGGGUUCCUGGCCCUCGCUGUGGUGGUUGCAGCAGGUGGAGCUACAGCGGUGUCCUGCCUCGGCUUGGCCGGCGUCGGCAUCGUUAUGCGCCCCGCCGCUCAAUUCGUGCUGAAGAUCAUGACUUCAUUUCUA